ACUCCGGAACAAUGUCCAUCAGUCGUCUCAUUAUUGGCUGAGUCAUAUAAUCCACAUGUUCGUUAUGGCGCUGCUAUGGCUUUGGGCAUUGCCUGUGCCGGUACUGGACUUCGUGAAGCUAUCGCUUUAUUGGAGCCAAUGGCAAAAUUCGAUCCGGUUAAUUUUGUUCGGCAAGCUGUCGUUGGAACGCUUGUCUUCACUCAAUAUUGGUAUUGGUUCCCAUUGGCACAUUGCCUGUCAUUAGCAUUCACUCCAACAUGCAUCAUCUCUUUAAAUUCGGAUUUAAAAAUGCCGAAAAUUGAGUUCAAAUCAGCUGCUCGUCCGUCUUUGUACGCCUAUCCGGCACCAUUGGAAGAAAAGAAACGAGAAGAACGUGAGAAGGUCACAACAGCAAUCUUGUCUAUCGCCGCACGUCAAAAGCGUCGAGAUGACAAGAAGAAAGAUGAAUCAAAAAUGGAGGUUGAUGAAGAAGUAAAAGAAGAAGAAAGUAAGAAAGUCGUCGAUAAGAAAGAAAAGAAGCAGAAAGAGAAGGAAAAAGAUAAGGAAAAGGAAAAGGAGAAAGAUAAAGACGACAAGGAGAAGUCUGAUGAAGCUACAACAGCUCCAAAAGAACGCAAGGAACCUGAACCGACUUCUGAAAUAUUACACAAUCCACCUCGAGUUUUGCGUCAGCAAUUGAAAGUCAUUAGUGUCGUCGAAGGUUCUCACUAUCAACCAAUCAAGGAUGUCACCAUUGGCGGUAUCAUCAUGAUGAAGUACACUUCACAAAGCGAACAAGUUUUGGUUGAACCCGUUGCUGCUUAUGGUCCUAAAUCCAAUGAUGAUGCCAAGGAACCUGAUGCACCUGAGCCAUUUGAAUAUAUUGAAGAUUAA
This is a messenger RNA of Clunio marinus, 873 nucleotides long. Lineage: Eukaryota; Metazoa; Arthropoda; Insecta; Diptera; Chironomidae. The record is from the annotation of a GenBank genome assembly.